AUGGGGACAUUUCUAGUAUUUCGGCUUGUUGAUAACUCGAUCGUUAAUGUCGUACCAUACGGAUUAAGUGCCUGUGAAAUGGAAUUUGAAGAUUGGGAAAGCCGACUGACGACUUUGAACCUGCCAGUUUGCGAUCAUAAACCCGAAGAUUCUGCCGAAACAACGAACCCACAAUUCUGUGUAACUCUGAAGGAAUAUCAUCGAUAUAGACUGACCCUUUAUAAGGAAUUUGCAACUGAGACUGGAUUAGCUUACAAAAAAGUCGUGGUGUUGGAAGAUCCACAAGGCCGUUAUUGGCAUGUUGCGUUGCGCUGCCAGAGAGGAUGUUUUCCGCUUAAAAUGACCAUCGACUGGUCAGAAUUACAUGAAGCAAAUGGAUUAGCCUUUGGGGACACCUGCUCGUUCCAGUUCAUUCCUAGUAAGAACGUUAUUAGACUUGAAUAUGUUUAA
This is a messenger RNA of Fraxinus pennsylvanica, 450 nucleotides long. NCBI's taxonomy places the organism in Eukaryota, Viridiplantae, Streptophyta, Magnoliopsida, Lamiales, Oleaceae. The record is from the annotation of a GenBank genome assembly.